CACUACGGAGGUUCAUCAUGGCGGGAUGCAUGAAAGUGACAAACGGUUUCACCUCUAUAAGUGCUAAAUUAAGGGUUUUCAUGGUGCUACUUAUCUAUAUAACCCAGACAUCAGAACAGCAGGUUACGGGUAACAAACAUCCUGUAACUGAUCUCCAGGAUGGAGAGGAGUACGUACUGUCAGGGUCCAACAGAUUCUGUUACAAAAACUCUGUGUUUCCGACUUGGAGGCAAACAUGGACAAGAAUUCAGGUCAAAGUGUGGAGUUCAAACGUGUUUAAGGUGGAAAUUGUGUCGGGUGAGGAGGAGCUGCAGGAGCUGGAUCGCUUCAGUGUCUGGGGCUGGUUUCAGAGCUUGUUACGUGAGCGGCACAAUGAAACCACGUUUAACAUCAACCUGUUCAGCAAGGAGACGUGCUUCAAGGUUGAUCCUGCUGACAGAACAAAGUACACUGUCAAGCCCCUUCGUAAGUUUGAUAUCUAUCUGUUUUUGGUUUUCCUCGCUGGAGCGUCUUUGUUUGUCUUUGCAGGAUCACUCAGCAGGAGUCCAGUUUUCUUCUACUCUGCUGGUAUGAGCACCGGCAUGAUCGCCUCACUCAUCAUCCUCUUUUUCAUUUUGGCACGCUUUUUGCCAAAGAAAAGCCCUUUUUACGUCUUGAUUGUUGGCGGCUGGUCGUUUUCUUUGUACGCCAUCCAACUCGUCUUCAGGAACCUUGGCGUGAUUCUGCGAGAACACUGGAACGUGGCUUUAGGUUAUGUAGCAGUGGUGGGAUUCAUCACAUUUGCUGUGUGCUACCGUUACGGUCCUCUGGUGGAUGCGAAGAGCAUUAACAUCUUGUCAUGGACGCUGCAGCUGUUUGGCCUUCUUCUGAUUUAUUUCGGGAUUCAAAUUCAGCAAGUUGCAUUUGCCAUCAUCGUGGCAGCUGUGUUCUCCAAACAUCUGCAGUACCCAGUGUGUCUGACGGUUGCUGCAUGGAGGAAAAUCAAAGGGUAUGUUCGCUGGAAGCCGGAGCCACGUCGCCUGUUGACUGAGGAAGAGUUUCAAAAGCAGGGGGAGGAAGAGACUCUGCGUGCUCUGGAGGAGCUGAGGAAGCACUGCAGCAGCCCAGAGUUCAGCCCCUGGAAGGCAGUGUCCAGGCUGCAGUCCCCGAAAAGGUUUGCUGAUUUCAUUGAAGGGUCUCCUCACUUGAUGUCAAACGAGGUGUCUGUUCACGUGCACGAGUACGGCUUUGGAGGAUCUUUUUUUGAGGACGAGUUUUUUGACACAGACGAUGAAGACGAACUUAAGCCUAUGCUGAUACCGGAGUGAGACCGCUGUGUUGAGAGACGUACGAAAAACAGUCGGACAAUUCUAUUAUUGCCUGUCAGAAAGGUGGCCAGAGGUCGGCUCUCCGUGGCUUCGACGCAAACGUCCGGACUGACUCGGUGAUGAACGCGGAGGCCGGAUUAAGAAAACUCUGGAUUGUGAUAUCGGUCAGAGGAGCCACCUUGAGUCCAGACUCUGAACGAAAAACAGGCAGAACAGUGUGGUCACAUCUGUUAUCGGCUUAAAGAAAUGUCAAAGAAAUGUCAAAGUAAUGUAGUUUCAAAGAAUGUGCGCUAAAGCCAAAUCUCUUCUUCUUUAGGGAACUAAGGCCUCUGUUAAAUUUGAGGUUGCAAAAAAUGGUGGCGCUGCGAUUAGGGCCUUUUUUUUUUUUGGAGGUCAAAGCAAUUUAACUUUUUACAGUGUGAUGGGAGCUCGUGUUGUCUUUAGCUUAGGAACGGUUUUAAAGUUUUAUUUUUCUAAACAUGUGUUCACAGCCCUUAACCUCUAAAUGUGUUCUGAGUGUAAAGUUAGACGUAAAGUACACCAUGUGAUACGGUCGUGGUUAUUAUUCUAUCUUUCAUUGUUUUCAUGGUCAUAAAUCAGGAGAAGUGUCUCCAAAGUAUUUUGAAUAAAAACUAUACUUGAACUCA
Anarrhichthys ocellatus (wolf-eel) is the source of this 1954-nucleotide messenger RNA. It is a transcript of the gene nemp1, whose product is annotated as nuclear envelope integral membrane protein 1. Lineage: Eukaryota; Metazoa; Chordata; Actinopteri; Perciformes; Anarhichadidae. The coding region runs from base 18 to 1307 and encodes 429 amino acids. Gene Ontology annotation, cellular component: nuclear envelope. The transcript is spliced from 9 exons. The record is from RefSeq and is a predicted model, not a curated record.